Adineta steineri is the source of this 1655-nucleotide messenger RNA. The record is from the annotation of a GenBank genome assembly. NCBI's taxonomy places the organism in Eukaryota, Metazoa, Rotifera, Eurotatoria, Adinetida, Adinetidae.
UAUUAUUCGAUGCGAAAAUCACUGAAAUGUGUAUCCAUCUAUUUUCUUCUUUGUACGAUUUUAAUCAAUAUAUACAUAUUUUCUCAAUUUCGUAUUGAAGCGAAAGAUUUAAUCGAUCAUGUGAAUUAUAAUAAACAACAAGAACCAUUUUUGAUUAAAAAAAACGAUAAUGAUUUUCUUGUACUUGAUUGGACUGCUACACAACAUAUAUUCAAAGAACAAGAUCCGAUUAAAUGUAAGUUUAGAUUUCUAUAUCUUUCGAAGAAAACUGUUACUAAUAAAAUUAUUUUUAUGUGUUGAAAUGAUCAAUAGAAUUAGCUAAUCAAAUAAACUUUCUAUAAUCGACGAUGAAUAGAAAGAAUUUUGUAAAUAAUUAGAUUUAUAUUACAUCGACAUUUUUUUAGGUGAUUUUUCCCAUAUAACUCCUGAUUAUUGUCAAUUAAAAUUUAUUUCAAUAUUGAAUAAUACACUUCGUUUAUUUCUUAUUGAACGUUGUUCUCGUUUAUCAAAACUUAAUGUUCGUUGGACAUCUGAUCGAUCAUAUUUAAAGCAAGCUCAUCUUCUAGCAUAUCAUUCUAUUCAUAUGCCAUGGCAGAAUUUACCAAAAUUAAUACGUAAUGAUCAACAACAACAAUUUUCUACUACUUAUGUACUUGAAAGUGAAGUACAUUCAUCAAAUGGUGAACAUUGGCAUAAAAUUGAUUUUCCAAUGUGGUAUAAUCUUCAACGGUCAUAUCCUGAACCUGCUACUUACUUUGAUCUUCAAAUAUAUCUUCCGCAAUUAUUUGCGCCGGUUUAUAUACCUUUCAUAAAUAAAACAACAACGGCUCCAAUCGUUUGGAUUAUAUCGAAUUGUCAAGCUUAUAAUGCACGUCAAGUUUUUAUUGAAAAAUUAAUGACAUAUAUUCGUAUUGAUUCUUAUGGUAAAUGUCUUAAUAAUAUUAAAUUAAGUAAUAUACAAAAACGUCAACAAAUAAAUUCGAUUUUAUAUUCAACAUAUAAAUUUGUAAUUGCAAUUGAAAAUUCGAAUUGUGAAGAUUAUGUUACAGAAAAAUUAAUUGAAGUAUUUGCAUCAACAUCAAUACCUAUUGUUGCAAGUCGAAAUGGUAAACCGGAUUAUUCACGUUUUGCACCAAAAUAUUCAUAUAUUAAUAUAUAUGAUUAUAAAUCAGUUAAAGAAUUAGCUGAUUAUUUAAAUUAUUUAUCAAAUAAUCAAACGGCUUAUAAUGAAUAUCUAUGGUUUAGACAAAUACCAACGAAAAAUGAUUCGUCAUUAAGUAUCAUUGAACGAUCGCUACCUGAAAAUCUUCAAUUGGCUGAUAAAAUUUUGGGUGUGAAUGCAACAAUGCGUAAAUGGUUAUUAACUAAAGAAACUAGUAUUAAUAAAUAUUGUAAAUUGGUACAAUUUAUCUAUACAAACUAUUGGAAAGUAAUAGAUGAACGAAAGAAAAUUGAUCGUCCAACAGCUAAUCAAGUGUGUUUACCUCGACAUGAAUUGGGAUCUUAUUUUUCUUGAUAUAUUCAUCAUUAAUCCUAAAAGGAGUUGUAAAAUUCUACUGAUUUCAUUUGUAAGCCAUAUAUGUGUGUAUGAUUUUUAAAUAAAAUUUGAUAUACUAUUUAUAAAAUAUAACAAAAAAAACAGUAAACAUAAGUGA